Oryzias melastigma (Indian medaka) is the source of this 3474-nucleotide messenger RNA. It is a transcript of the gene crhr1, whose product is annotated as corticotropin releasing hormone receptor 1. The transcript has 14 exons. The coding region runs from base 971 to 2281 and encodes 436 amino acids. The record is from RefSeq and is a predicted model, not a curated record. Lineage: Eukaryota; Metazoa; Chordata; Actinopteri; Beloniformes; Adrianichthyidae. Gene Ontology annotation, cellular component: plasma membrane; neuron projection. Gene Ontology annotation, molecular function: corticotropin-releasing hormone binding; corticotrophin-releasing factor receptor activity; corticotropin-releasing hormone receptor activity. Gene Ontology annotation, biological process: cell surface receptor signaling pathway; adenylate cyclase-activating G protein-coupled receptor signaling pathway.
AUGGAGCAUCAUUUUUUUAGAGCGUAUUUGGACUUGAGUCAGAGAAAAAAUCCCUGGGAUGCUUCACUGCUCCGGCGCGCAGUGCUGAGACCAUCUGUCCAUCUCAACUCUCAGCCAAAUCUGUCAACUGCACUCUGCCUGAAUCACAUGGAAGUGAGGACUCUUGAUAAAAGACUCUUUAUUUCCUGUAUGUUUAAGCGUCACUUCAUUAAUGCGCACAGACCCGACCCGCACCCCCCCUCUCGAAAAUCAGCUCAGCUGCGGUCAACUUUCUCAUAACAAGGGCGUCUAGAUUACAGAUAGAUUGGAGAUUAAGAUCAGCUGAUCUGUGGAGUUGGAUCCUCUGUGAGGUGGAUUCUUGUCUCGGCGGCGUCGGAUACUCCCCACUAAGUGACACAACGUGGGCGGCGCGCUGAGGAGACGAUCUGCAGCACCGCAGCUGCUCCACGCAGGACUCAGGGGCUGGAUGUGAAACGGAUGCGACGUGACAGCGCGGCUCGGGGUAACCUGCGGAGCGACCCACGCAUUGAGAAGGACUUUGGGGUUAAUCCUGUCCACAGAGCGUUUUAUAAUCUAUGGUGUGCGUUUAAGUGGACCCUGGUUCCGUGCGGGGAGGCGGACAAGGUUUGAAGCAGCAAUUUUAGGGGGACAGUUCAUCACCUGACCGGUUGUGAAAUUCCUGCGCUGCUGAGGACGGAACAUGAUGUGGAUAAGGGGGGGAAUCAUCAUGUAGCAUCGGCGCGGAGCGUUUGGAGACCUGGGUUUGGUUUGUCGGGCUGCGCGCAAAUUCCUGUGACAUCUCCAAGCACGACGCAUCUGUGGCACUGGGGAAAUUCGUAUCUGGUCGCCACUUUUUCCUUGGGAAAAUAAAACUCACAAGAGUGCAGAAAGGCGGAUCAACACCAAAUCUCCAUCAAGUCUUAAACAAGACAUUUAUGGACUUCUGGAAAUGAUGUGAAAAAGUCUGGAGAUGCGCCUCAAAUGCUUUUAUCUGCUCCAGGUGUGCGCCGUCCUGAGCCUGCUGCCGUCGGCCUCUUUGGCGGAUCUGACAUGCGAAGCUCUGCUCAUGCUGUCAGGGAACGUCUCAUUGCAGUCCCUGGUCGCCACCUGGAACCAAACUCUGAGCAACGCCACGAGUCAGUGGAGCGGUUCGGGAAUCUACUGCGACACCUCCAUCGAUGGCAUCGGCACCUGCUGGCCGAGGAGCGGCGCGGGCCAGAUGGUCUCACGGCCCUGUCCCGAGAUGUUUUACGGCGUCAGAUACAACACCACAAAUAAUGUUUAUAGGAAAUGUCUGGCGAAUGGCACCUGGGCGCUGAAGGGAAACUACUCCAUGUGUAAGGCCAUCCUUCACGAGGAGAAAAAAAGCAAGAUGCACUACCAGAUCGCUGUGAUCAUAAACUUCCUGGGUCACUGCAUCUCCAUGGUGGCGCUGCUCAUCGCCUUCUUCCUCUUCCUGUGCUUGAGGAGUAUCCGCUGUUUGAGGAACAUCAUCCACUGGAACUUAAUCACCGCCUUCAUAUUGAGGAACGCCACAUGGUUCAUCGUUCAGUUGACCAUGAGCCCCGAGGUGCACGAAAGCAACGUGAUCUGGUGUCGCCUGGUAACUGCCUCCUUUAACUAUUUCCACUCAACCAACUUCUUCUGGAUGUUUGGAGAAGGCUGCUAUCUCCACACCGCCAUCGUCCUCACAUACUCCACCGACAAGCUCCGCAAGUGGAUGUUCAUCUGCAUUGGCUGGUGUAUACCCUUCCCGAUUAUAGUGGCGUGGGCCAUCGGGAAGCUCUACUACGACAAUGAAAAGUGCUGGUUUGGGAAGCGAGCUGGUGUGUACACCGACUACAUCUACCAAGGUCCCAUGAUCCUCGUGUUGGUGAUCAACUUUAUUUUCCUCUUCAACAUCGUGAGAAUCCUGAUGACCAAACUGCGAGCCUCCACAACCUCCGAGACAAUCCAGUACAGGAAAGCAGUGAAGGCCACUCUGGUCCUUCUGCCUCUGCUGGGAAUCACAUACAUGCUGUUUUUUGUCAACCCCGGGGAAGACGAGAUCUCUCAAAUUGUCUUCAUCUACUUCAACUCGUUUUUGGAGUCCUUCCAGGGCUUCUUCGUCUCAGUGUUUUACUGCUUCCUAAACAGUGAGGUCCGCUCAGCUGUGAGAAAGAGGUUCCACCGAUGGCAGGAGCAGCACUCCAUCCGCGCCCGGAUGACCCAGGCCAUGUCCAUCCCCACCUCACCUUCACGGGUCAGCUUUCACAGCAUCAAGCAGUCCACAUCGCUCUGAAAGAGGAAACCCGCUUUGUCCCGACGUGGAGCUAUGGGAGCAACCUCCGGCUGUCGUUGUCAUCAUUUUGUGCCGCUUCUCUGGACUACACUAAAACGCUCUUUGAGCUGGACAAAGCGACCGAGCAGGAAACAGACUGCAUCAGUCUCCUAAACCUCUGGAGAGACGCGACAGGGACUUUCUGGAGAAAUAAAUGUGGACUGAAGGAGGAUGUUGCAGAUGUCCUGAUAUGAGAGGUUUGUGGAUCAAAAGAUGCUCGUGACCAAGCUGCUUUGUGUGACCUGGAGUGUCAGGGUGAAUGUACAGAACUCUGUGUAGUUCAGUGUUUGACAGUGAUUUUUUUUUCUUGAACACUUUCUCGUCUUCAUCAUUUGUGGCUCUGGACUGAGCUGGAAUCCCUCCUUCUGGACGGCACUCUCAGGCCGAGUCGUUAGGUGUUGAAAUUUUCAUGACACUUUUAAGUUAUUAUCACUCUUUGGUUUGGUCCUGUUGUUUUCUAUUUUGAUGCCCUGGUGUUCUGAGUUUGGUGCCGUUGUGUGAUUCCCACCAGUUUUCCGGGAAAGUUUGAACACAUUCCAUACAUAAUGACGCCUCCGUGAUAACAGGUAUCCAAAAGUCGAGUCAUCUCAAUUUGAAAAACAUCAUCUUUGACUGCAAAACUCUCAGGGCGUGACGUAUUUUCAGUGGGUGUCCGGAUUAAAUGACCUUUUAAAUACUUAUGGUGAUUGCAGAACCCUCAUUAGAGUUCUGAUAAAUACAAUUUUUACAAACUCUUGAGCAAGACAAGCUGUUACCCAUUGAUCAAAGCUCUUUUGGUGAGGCUUAUCUGGCCUUGGGACUAAAUCCAAGCCCACAGAGCGUUGGCAGCACCGGCCCUGCAAUGGCAGGAAGUCUGCACAGAUUUGUGUGGAUUUGGACCCGUUUGGACACAGAGUGGCCAAAUUCCAUCCAGCUGGGAACCAUAUGAUCUGAAUUUACAUAAGACACUUCACCUGGACCCACGCUGGUUCUCAUUCAAACCGUCUUGAACCACAUUGUUAUUGGUCAGUUGUACAGCAGUUUUUCAAGAAUGUGAAGCUGUAUCCUUUAUAAACCACAGAGCUGCGUCAACGCCAUCCACUGGUUUUCUAAUGACAUAAGAUCUUCUUUUGUCCAAACGGGAUUUUGAUGAUUAAAAGAAGAUCUUAACCCAG